UGACGUUGAUAGCAAGAUGGCGGCGCUGAGCGGUCCCGCGGUCCGGGCGUUUCUCCUUCUCCUCUGCGGCUUCUUCUCGGUGCCGGUUUGGGGCCGAAUUCAUCACCUGAUCCUCAAGAAUGAUGUGAGACAUAAGGUCCAUUUGAACACCUUUGGUUUCUUCAAGCAUGGAAGUAUGACUGUUGAAAUGACCAGUUUGACUUUGAAGGGGAUUGACCUCAAGACUAUUGACAAUUCGGAGCUGGGGCUCAGUUUGGACAGAACAAAAAAUGAUGGCUUCUCAUCAUAUCUGGAAGAUGAUGUUGAUUAUUGUAUUUUGAAGAAGAAGCCACCCAGCGAUGUGCCCGUCACACUUCUCCUCUUUGACUUUGGUAAACAAAGAGUCACCAUUCAGUCCUCUGGCAGCAAUCAGCCUCAGAUCGGUGAUGCGCGCAAUGCGCAGAGUAAACCCGAGGAGGACAAAGGGAACCAAAAAGAUAAGCCCGGGUCAGGUCCCGCUGAUGAAACACAGGCAGCAAAUGUGCAGAAUAUAAGUGGAAAGACCAAACGGAGCGUUGAGCAAUCCAAGAGUGAAGCAGGAAGCAUUCCAAUGCAGAAGAAAAAUUCCUCCUAUUCAGUCAAGUUUUCACUCAGCAUCAACGGCACGGACGAGGAGGGCCUUUACAGCCUGUACUUCCACAACUGCUACGGCAAAGGGCAACAGAACUCUGAAUUGCCGCGCUUCGAUAUUGAUAUCACAAUCGUGGAGCAAAACCCUGGCAGCUUCCUGUCCGCGGGAGAAAUUCCUCUGCCCAAACUCUACAUCUCAAUGGCGUUCUUCUUCUUCCUGGCUGCCGUUCUCUGGGUGUACAUUCUCCGGAAGCGCAGCAACGAUGUUUUUAAGAUCCAUUGGCUGAUGGGGGCACUGGCGUUCACCAAAUCCUUUUCUCUGGUUUUCCACGCUAUUGAUUAUCACUAUAUUUCAACCCAGGGAUUCCCCAUCGAAGGCUGGGCUGUGGUGUACUACAUUACUCACCUGCUGAAAGGUGCUCUUUUGUUUAUUACAAUUGCGUUAAUAGGAACUGGCUGGGCUUUCGUCAAACACAUCCUAUCAGACAAGGACAAGAAAAUCUUUAUGAUCGUCAUUCCACUGCAGGUGCUGGCUAACGUCGCUUACAUCAUUAUCGAGUCGACAGAGGCUGGGACGAGUGAAUACGGAUUGUGGAAGGAGAUCCUGUUCCUCGUUGAUCUGCUGUGCUGUGGGGCCAUCCUAUUCCCUGUGGUGUGGUCAAUUCGACACUUGCAAGAGGCAUCUGCUACGGACGGGAAAGCUGCCAUAAACUUGGCGAAGCUGAAACUCUUUAGACAUUAUUAUGUCAUGAUCGUCUGUUACAUUUAUUUCACCCGGAUUAUCGCCAUCCUGAUUAAGAUCACGGUGCCCUUCCAGUGGAAGUGGCUUUAUCAGUUCCUGGAUGAACUGGCUACGCUUGUGUUCUUCUGUUUGACGGGCUACAAGUUCCGACCAGCUUCAGACAACCCCUACCUUCAGCUGUCCCAGAACGAGGAGGACUUGGAGAUGGAUGAAGUAGUGACGACAACUGGGUUAAUGGAAGGAGUGAAGAAAGUCAACAGAGCAGCCAACGGCCCCACGGAGUCCAGAGGAGAGCAGGACCGGGUGGUGUGAGGGUGAUCGAGCAAGACUGCGUGGUGUGAGGGUGGUCCUGGAAUGAGAUUGGCUCAAGUCAGUCCUGGACCGAACAUGAACCAAAAACACUUUAUUCCAGAUUCAAAAAAAAAAGUGCUUGCGCACACAAUUUGAACUCAAUGUUUUGUUUGAACAGAAAUUCCCACCAGGUAUUUGUAGUUUUCCAAUCAAUCAACAUGUGGUGCACAAGACUGGAUUUGGUGCCUGUCUUGGUCCCAGUCACUGUGUAUUGCUGACCUGCCUCAGUGCAUCUCAAGUCCAUUUCUAGCUUCUGAGGGGGUUUAUUGCUGUAAAUUUCAUGGUGUUUAGGACCUGGUUGGCUGAGGGUUGGUUCCAUUUGCUGAUGUACAAACCUGUGUAGCUGAGAGACCCGCACAGUAGUUUAGUGACUGGCUAUGGUUGUAGGUCAGGUCUGCAAAUUGUCAACAGCCAUACUUGUGAUGAACUGAAUUGGUUUCAGGAGCGCUGUGCACAGGGUCACAGAGUGCUGUGUUGCUCGUGGACAGGUGGGGGGUGGGGGGGAAACUCUAGCAUAACUCCAAUCAACAAUGUGGAUUUAAUGGAGCAGAACAUUCUUCUGCUGAAUGAAAGCUCGUCUCAAAAGCAGCCCACACCUUUCAGAGGACAAAAUAAUAGGUUGUUAAAAAGUAGGUCAUGCAGCGAAUGGUAUCGUUGUAAAUUUUACUUUACAAUGGACUCUGCUCUUUACUGUACAGCUGCUGCGUAUGUUCAUGUUGCCGAACAGUCGUCGAGAGCUGUACUUGUAGCAGUGCUGAACUUACAGCAGGGCUGUAAUCAGCUCCUCGCUCCAACACCAAACUGAACCCUCACCUUCCUCACUUAGACGACUGGGAAUUAAAUUUAGGAGUCAAGGCUUUUCUUCGGAAGUGAUUGAGGUGGAAUUGCUCCAUUGGGGACUCAGGUUCCAUUCCCGAGCGUCAGCGGAUUCACAGACUGAGCAGAUGUUUGUGUGUCUUGUCAGCGAUCGAGUCCCCGAGCAGAGCGUGGGAGUCGGGCCAUUUCAUUCCAUGCUCAAAACAAGUGAAACACACCUUCGAGAUCCCAUGUGAGAUGCUCGCAGGCUCUGACCUUGAGCACUGAUUUGCGGUGUUUCUUAAGUGAUUUCUUCAUCAGAAAUGUGGGAUUCUAAAGCAGCAGGUGUUCUGGAGAAUACGUUCGUGAGAACCUUCGAUCGCUUACAAAUUGGAUAAUUUCACAUUUCUUAUUGAGAAAUUAGUUACAAAUACUACCAAUUAGCGCUCGUUAUUUCACACUCUGGUUAGCGGGUCGUUUAUUUUUAGAUUUCAUUCCAUCUUUUAUUUUGAAACGUGUUUUUAAAUGUUUUCCCCCCGGAGAGUUAUUGCUCUCCCUCCCACGAGUACCUCCAAUAGCACCUCCAGCGAGAUUGAUUAUUCCUGCUUGUCUUUGUGUCUGUCCCAGAAAUAAUGUCACUGGCACACGGUCAGACAUAGACUCCUGUGAAUCACAGUGAGCUUUGAAAAGUCUCGUUUUGAAUCAGCUGUCAAGCUGGGGAGGGACUUUCAUGGAGCUAGCUGGGGCAGCAGAGGAAGAGAUCUUUCCCUCAGACUUGGCUCUGCAUGUGGAUGAGAAGCUGCAUCUGCUUGUCAUUUGCGCUUGCUAUGUGUGUGCUCUUUGGGUGUGUGAGUACGUGAGUGUGUCUGCGCGCAUGAAGGCCCCUUCUGUGUACUGCUUAUUGCCUGCUCUGGUGUGUAUUAUUCAGUGUGUAAUGCUGAUGUGUAUUCAGUGUGUAGCUGUUCUUGCUCUGGCCUGUCUGCAGGAAUGUGUUGGUGCUGUUCACUGUAGGGGCUGGGGUGGGGGGAGUAAACAUUUUUCCUCUUAAACUAGAUAAACCCUCUGGUGUCACGCCUUGUUUAAGCCCUUGUUUUGAAUGGCUGUCAAGGGUCACAGCACAGAGCCAGUCCCUCUCUGUAGGUUUAGUGGAGCCCGGCUGCUCAUGUUCACUGGAGGUGGGGAAGCCGUGUGUGAGUUGUGCAGAGCCUGUGGGAAUCUGAGCCACAUUCACUUCUCUCCUGGGGCAUUGAGCACAGCAGCAUCACUGAGCCCUGGGAGGUGCCUGCUGAAGUGGACAGUGUUAGCUGUGACAGAGAAUCCAACUCUAAAACUCCUGAUUGUAAACAGAUCAGCCACAAGCACAGCACUCCUGAACAUCGGGGUGUGGCCAGUGAUGUAUUAUUACUCUAUAGUUUGUGUUAUUGAACAAUUGUCACAAUUGUAGCUUCACAUUCAGUUGCCUGAGCUGAAUGCAGAGCGAGUGUAGACUGAGAGACACUGGCCUGAAUUUAAGUGGUGUUGGUGGAGAUCCUCUGCUCAGGGACUCGUUCAGUGAAUUUCAAUUAAAUCUUCGGGCUCAGACACAGGAACCCGAUUGAUGUUGAUAUUAGAUUGAGUUUGUCCUUCUGGACAACCAUUUGUGGUGCGGAGAAAAUCCAAGAUGCUCACAGGCCAUCAAUAAAUUACAAAUUUAGAGUUGCUGUCACCAGCGCUUCCAGAAAGUCCUAUCACGAUGCAUGUUAAAGACUUGUGUGCAUGAAGCCAGUGGUGAAAUCCUGAAAAACCCAGGAACCCAAGGCCCCAAUUUCCAUCUGGUCUAGCCCUAAGAUUUCAUGCAGAGUUGGAAAAUUGUUUAGUUUCUUUGAAGCUGUUUCUUAAAAAGACCAUUUUCAAAAUGAGAUGUUCUAACUUUUGUGUUACUCCAACUCAGGAUCCAUUACUUUGUCAUUGUUGGAUCAGCCCUUAGGGGCCCAGGUGCGUGUCUGCUCGGACCCAAUUAAUUCCAGAGCCAAGUUUUGCCGCGAUUGCUUCUGAAGUAAUGUGGUCAGAAAUCACCAGGUUAUUGAGCCUCUCUUUGUGACCUGCCACAAUCUCAGCUCCCAUGAUAUUAAGAUGGAUUUGAUUCAGACGUUGCUGGUCACAACUGUUUCCAUCUCCGGUGUUUGUGACCAGUAGCUGCAGGCCAGUCCCAGCGGCUGGAUUUGUCCUGAGCUUCACAUCCGCUGGCGCUUCACCAAACUCAGUGUUAAAGGCCAGACGUUUACAAAGGCCAGGGAGAUGUUACGGACCUUGUCUCUCAGCUUGUGUAUCUUACUCCCUGCAUCUAGCUACCAAAUAAUCUCAGCAAAAAUUUAUCCACUAAAAUCUUAUUAAUAAAGACUUAAUUUCAGCUGUCAGCAAAAACCCAGUGUCUGUACGGGCAGACUCGCAUGAACACCAGUCCAUCACACUAGUAACUGGAACUCGCAAUGUGUGGGAAAAUUAGCACUUUAGUCUCUUAAUUGAAAUUAACGUUAGACGCUUUGUGUUCAUUCUAGCUCCACCUCCUCCUUCAUGUUCAUUAAUUCCUUCGAGUCUUGAACUCCCAAUUACUGUAUUUCUAACUGGAUCCUUGCAGUCAGUCACUGUGUAACUUUACAAUCGAUUCUGGACCUUGGUUAGCUCAGUGUCUUCACGUUUGUCGAGUUGAAACUGAUUGAAACCUUACAUAUCAAAUUCAAACUGCACCUUUCUGAGUGUCUCAUACUUUCACAGACUGUGUGUGUGUGUGUGUCUUGUCUGUCUGUCUGUCUGUCGGGGGUUGCUGGAUCUCACUAAAAACAUUAUUUCCUUUUUUUAAUUAAUUAUCCUCUUUUUAAUUUUCUGUUUAUUAUCUGUCACUUGUUGACAUUGUUAACACUACUCUCUCAGGCUUCUUUCUAAAUAUUUCUGAAUUCUGUUGACGGACACAUUAUCAUUUUACUGACCAGUAAUCCUCUCUUGUGUGUGCAAGUACAAUCUCGCUGAUUGUACUUGCACAUCUGCGCAUAUUUAUUGAUGUUCAUGACCUCACAUGCCCACCCCGCCCCAUUACACAUGUUAAUUCAGCCACACCUAUCAGUACAUUUAACCAACGUAACCUUGCUGGGAGGGUCUUCUCACCUGGCUGCCACGUUGGGUGAAGGUAUUGGUAGAUCUAGGCAGUUCUCAGUCAACAUAGACACAGCCUCCAUCAGUGUAUGAGGUGGUUCUCCCCCACCCCACCACCGCCCAAUGUGGGUUUCAGUGGGACAUGUGGGUGCUGGUUGGUGGAAUUUAAUAAACAGGAAGCUCACACCCGUUGUACUCGGCAUGGAGGGGGAAGGGUCCAUGCACACAUCAGUUGUUUGAUGCGCUGAAUGCUGACCUGAUCCCAAUCUAUGUACAAAUGUUUGUCUUUUAACGCUUCAAGAUCUGGCAGGAUUUGAGUGGCUGUCCGGUGACUGAGCGGUACACUGGGCAGUGCCCGGUCACACUAAUGAUGUAAAUGUGUAAAAUUCUCAGUGAUGCGUUUUCUCAUGUAAAUAUCUAUUGUAUUUAUAUAACCAAUAGACUGGUGGGAUUCACAACCAGUGGUCUCAAGCCAGCUGGUUAAAGUGACGCCGGGGUAUACAGGUGCUUCUUAACUUACACUGGCAACAGACUUCUUAACUUACACUGUAACAGGCGAGGCUGUAAACAGGCAAGGAGUGGUAUUUUGUGUGAGGCACAAACUCUGGACCAGGUUUUGCAGUGAGAGCAGCUUGAAGCUCCUAAUGCUUUGAGUUACCAGCUGGAGGAUAACAAGAGAAUAAAUUAUUCUUUCCCAUCCAUCUAUCCCCACACCUAAACCUAAUCUUAAGUCACAGAGCAGACAACAUAGCAAGGAAACUGGCAAAAGGAUGUGCGUUGGCCAAAGGGUGUGUGUGAGCAAACAAAUACCUGCUUGGGUUAAAUGUCCUUUACACAUCUGUAACCCUGUGAGACUGUUUGUCUACAGUUUGAUUUGGGGAAUAGAAUCAGCCCCACACUGGGGAUUGCGGAUUGUCACACAAUGAGCUGGCUGCUUAUUCUGUCCUUUGUUCAAGAAUUAAUGGAUGAGAUGUCCAGAAUGUGCUCAGCACAUUAUUUUCCCUUUUUGUUUUGCUCCCUUUAACCAGAAGCUGUUGAAAGGUUUUGGAACAGUUGGAUUGAUGGGAAGAGCUAAUCUCUGUGUGACGUGGAUGAUACUACAGAGAGAUCUCUUUCCCUCAUGCAGGAUAAAGGGAGAGGAAUCCUCAGAGCUGGGGGACACGUGAAUUGUCACUGGGCAGCUGUAUUCCUCUCCCCAACUCCCUCAAGCAUUGAACCAAGCACCUGAGAGAAGCCCUCGCCCACUUGACUAUGGUUGAUUGCCUCAGUUCAGUUUCCUAAAUCCAUUGGUUAAUGUAAUUUCUGCUCCUUUUAUAAGUGCUUCAGUUUGCAGUGUUAUUGUGGUGUAAUGAGCAUUGCAUCAAUGAGAAGAACCAGGGUUACAUUCACCACAAAUUAAGCUUGGAUCAUCUCGGGGAAGGAGCCAGACUUUCCACAGGAGCUUCCCUGCAGAGAGAAUGGGCAAACACCAUCCCCGGGACAUAUCUCCAAGCCCACCAACUCGCUUUUCAUGUUACAGUCACUCAAGCAGAUGCUUGGGGGCUGCUCAUGUGCUCACCACCGGGGGAGGGGGUAAAGCUUGCUCAGGAUUGAUGCAAUGGUGCAAUUUUAGCGAUAGGGGAACAUAGAUAUUGGUCAUUACACUAAGUGGAGCCAUUGGAAAGAGAAACAGUUUUGUAUGGUACAUUAGUGGACAGUUUGAAAAUCAGUGCAAUAUGGAAUGACAAUUAAUGGCUUAACCCUGUUUAUAACCUACUCACUCUACUUUCUACAAGCCUAACAACUUGCUUGGUGUCUCAAGGUCAACUGGCUGGACUGAAUGGAUUAGGCGUUUGUAUGGAUUCUAAUAAUCAUGAGUUUCUAAUUUAUAAAAUGUGAUCUGAUGGAAAUAGAUAAUAAAGGUUCCUCUGGGUGAUUUGUAUUUCUGGGAUGUGCUAAUAAAGGUAAAUGAUUUGACAACUUUGGGAAA
Messenger RNA from Callorhinchus milii (elephant shark), 7595 nucleotides. RefSeq names its product G protein-coupled receptor 107 (gene gpr107). The record is from RefSeq and is a predicted model, not a curated record. The transcript is spliced from 18 exons. Gene Ontology annotation, cellular component: Golgi apparatus; membrane; clathrin-coated vesicle. Gene Ontology annotation, molecular function: clathrin heavy chain binding. Bases 17 to 1663 code for a protein of 548 amino acids. Gene Ontology annotation, biological process: clathrin-dependent endocytosis. NCBI's taxonomy places the organism in Eukaryota, Metazoa, Chordata, Chondrichthyes, Chimaeriformes, Callorhinchidae.